This is a messenger RNA of Psilocybe cubensis, 1593 nucleotides long. RefSeq lists its product as uncharacterized. Gene Ontology annotation, biological process: regulation of DNA-templated transcription; telomere maintenance via telomere lengthening. The transcript is spliced from 6 exons. The record is from RefSeq and is a predicted model, not a curated record. Gene Ontology annotation, molecular function: telomeric repeat DNA binding. Gene Ontology annotation, cellular component: shelterin complex. NCBI's taxonomy places the organism in Eukaryota, Fungi, Basidiomycota, Agaricomycetes, Agaricales, Agrocybaceae. Bases 1 to 1593 code for a protein of 530 amino acids.
AUGGUAUGUACAUCGACGGGUCUCCCCCGUCUAUCUUAUUCUGAAAGCAUUCGACAGCCCAUCUUUCAAGAUGAUAACGGCCUUGCGGUCAAGUUCUUCAUACAAAAGGAUCUUCCGCAAGAGGUUCAAGCAGAGCUCUGCGAAACAGUGACUUCUCUUGGUGGAAGGGUCGAGGCGAAGGUGCCUCGACAGGGCUAUAUACUUGUACAACCCGGAACGGCCGAAGAGGAAAGACUACGCUUAUGCUGGACUAGCCCGGACAGGCCUGAGAGAUACUUCGUUCCGUACACAUAUGUCGAGGCAUGUAAGAUCGCUGGCAUGCUCUUGAAGCAAAUUUUUGUGGAGAAUGGGGCGCCUCUUCGAAUGCAUAUCCACCCCAGCAUUGCCAAUGUAAACGCUAGGAGCGCGUUGAGCUCUCGAAUUAUGCACUCCGGGGGCGACCCUCAAGCAUCUGCUCAAUCUGCACGCGUCAUCUUAGCAGACCCAAAUACAGAGGUGUUCCAACACCUCGUUAAAACGUACCAAGGCGUCUCAGACAAGUAUAUUGAAUCGUACCUCUGGGUCAAGAAAUGUAUCGAAAAAGGGAGUGUGGUUUUCACCCCCUUGGUUUACAAGAACCCCGGUGGUCGCAGGCCCGGUGAAGAACGCACUCAAUUUACCGACCAAGACGAAGAACACCUUUGCAACUGGAUUGCGGCCAAGAUACCGUACAAAGAAACAGGUGGCAGGACUGGAAAUCGUUUAUACCAACAAUUGUGCGAUCUAAGCUCGGAUCCCGAAUACGCUUGGGUAACUCGCCAUACCUGGCAAUCAUGGAGGGAAAGAUAUAAGAAGAAUUCUUCUAGGCUCGACGUUGUCAUUGCCCGUAUCGUGGAACAAAAGAAACCUAUUCCCGGUGACAAAGGACAGUAUGGCUACGUUCGUCAACCUGAAGACAAACCUAAGCGUGUGCGACGCAAGAAAGCAAAGACCAACGAGCAUGUAUAUCAAUCUGAGGAAUUUACAAAUGAAGAUGCCACAAAUUCAAUGCCAGGACCUAGCAACCUAUCCAACAUUCGACCUGAAAUCAAUGGUGCACAGCUUCAUCAUGCCAUUACCACUUUACAAGAUUUGGCCGAUGUUGGCAGCGCCUAUUCCGCAAUUCUCCCUGUGCCAUCUUCUGUACCACUUGAUCGCUCCACUAUAAGAAAAAGUCCAGCGGAAGAAGAGGAUGAUGAUCCGGAAUGGGCUAUACGUAUUUCAAACGACUCACCCCCAUCUUGGAGUACCAAAAGAAAGGCACCUGACGAAGGGGAUAAUGAGAAAGAGAAGAGGCUUCGCGUUUCAUUCGUGACUUCCACUCCUACCGCUGACUCGUCACUCAACAGCGAAUCACAAUCACCGCUGCCACCGUCCGCCUUGGUGGCGAUUGCUGAUAUGCAUGUCAUCGAUCAAGGUAUCCGUGAUAUAGCAAGAGAUUUCAGGUUCACAGUGGAAGAAGUUCAAGAAUUUUAUGAUAAAUGCGGUGAAAUGAGCCAAACCCGUAUGCGUUUCCAACGCAUGCGAGAAGAACUUGUAGCCAAAUUUAGCGAUCCCAAAGAUUUCAAAACCUAA